CGCUAGGAAGCAAGGGGCCCGUUUUGAGAAUUAUCGGCGGAACCCUCUUACUCUACAAACGCUGAAAAUUCAUGUUUUAUGCUUUGUGUAAUACGAAUACGCCAAUCCCAGCCAAAAUGUGUUGAGGGCUUGAGGCCCCAAUAGUACAAUAGAAGCUGUGAUGAUAUACUAAAAAUUAAAAAUUCAUUGUAGCACCCUCUGCUUGAGUGUGUGGGUUCGGUCCACCCUCUCUUGGAGCAGGUCCCAAUUUCAACAAAUCUGUCUAAUUGGCUUGAAACCAGCCCUGCUGAUACUAACACAAAGUGAAGACCUGACCAGGGAAUAAACAUUGUGUAUCUAAAUGUCGUCACUGAAUAUUGCUGCGAUACGGUUGGCUGGUUUCUCAUGGCAGGCCACUCGUUCUGCGAGACCAUCCUGGGUCUCGCAACGUCUCGCUGUUCCAAGAAGGGUCCCACCGUUUGUUUGCCCUCUGCGAGCGAGCUCCUCCCGUGCCAGUACUAUUAUGCCUUUGGACACACCAAGGGUUACCGAUGACCUCGAUAGCCUGAACGAGUUCUUCAGCCAGAAAAUUUUGCCUGCGUUCCCCGAUGGGGUCCAGUGCUCGUUUGCAUACGGCUCGGGGGCGUUCCAACAACAGGGUACGGAACACAUGAGCAAAAACAUGCUAGAUUUCAUCUUCGUUGUUGAUGACCCCGUUGCCUGGCAUACUGAGAACCUACAGAUAAACCGUCGUCAUUACUCAGCCCUAAAGUUCCUGGGCACGCGGGCCAUCACCCACAUCCAGCAGCAAUAUGGCGCAGGGAUUUACUUCAACACCCUCGUCAUGCUUGGUGCCAGGCUGAUCAAAUACGGCGUCGUGAGUACCGAGAGGCUGAUCACCGACCUUUUGGACUGGGAGACCUUAUACAUGAGCGGCCGACUUCACAAACCAGUGUUGACGUUAAAGCAGCCCACAAACCCUGAGUUGAUUGUUGCCCUUGACAACAACCUCCACAGCGCUGUGCAUGCGGCGCUUCUACAACUGCCGGACACGUUCACCGAAGAGGAGCUGUACAUGAGCAUCGCCAACCUCUCAUACUCCGGCGACUUCCGGAUGUCAAUUGGCGAAGACCGAAACAAGGUAUCGAACAUUGUGGUUCCGAAUAUCCCUAAGUUCCGUUCCAUGUAUUCCAAAAUCCUGGAAUCUGAGGAACAUGUGUUCUACAACCCUGUGCGACAGACCUACGAGCAGUACCCUAAUCACAUCUCACAGUACCAUCACCUGAACCUGCUCCCUAAAACUGUCCACAUUAAUUUAGUGUCUCUCUGUAACCACAACCGGGCCAUCCCCGAUACGGAGGACGUGCUACGCAACCUUGCUAACGACCCCCAUUGCGGGACAUACGUUGCUAAAUGCAUCUCGGACAUUGUCAAACGGUCAAGUUAUAGUCAGAGCAUAAAGACAAUUUUGACGGCAGGAUUUCUGAAAUCCGUCAAAUACAGUUCGAAAAAACUCUUGAAAAUGAUGCGAAGCGUGAAGAAUAAAAAUUGAAAAAAAAAAAAA
Molecule: messenger RNA, 1543 nt
Organism: Octopus sinensis (East Asian common octopus)
Lineage: Eukaryota; Metazoa; Mollusca; Cephalopoda; Octopoda; Octopodidae
Product: phosphatidate cytidylyltransferase, mitochondrial
Exons: 2
Coding region: 341-1531 (396 amino acids)
Biological process (GO): cardiolipin biosynthetic process; CDP-diacylglycerol biosynthetic process
Cellular component (GO): mitochondrion
Molecular function (GO): phosphatidate cytidylyltransferase activity
Source: RefSeq, a predicted model, not a curated record